ACGUGGCGCGGAAUGACGCGCGUGUAGCAGCAGCAGGGGGCGCGCAUCCUCCCUCGUCCAGCCGCCCGCUCUCCUCUCCCAUCUUGUCCAACCAACCAACCUCCCUCCAAUCCUCCGCGCUCGCCUCACUCACUUCCACCUCUCUCUCUAACUCAACCACCUUCGUCCUCCCUCCCUCCCUCCCGCCUGCCCUCGACAAUGUCGCUCGCCAGCCGGCAGGUGCGCGUCUUCCCGGAGCCCGGCGAGUUGGCGGCGUGGGCCGCGCGUCGCGUCUCGGAGCUGGCGGUGCGCGCCGUGGCGGAGCGCGGGGGGUUCCGUGUCGCUCUCUCCGGGGGCAGCGUCGCCGCCGCGUUCGGCCGAGAGCUGCCCGGCCUCCCCGGACUGCCCUGGGCGCGCACGUGGCUGCUGUUCUGCGACGAGAGGCUCGUGCCGCACCAGCACCCCGACAGCACGUACGGCCAGUACAAGGCCAGUUUAUUGGGAAAGGUCCCCCUGCCAGAGUCCCAGGUCGUAGCAAUUAACCCUUCACUGUCUGUGGAGGAAGCAGCCCAAGAUUACGAGCGCAGGAUGAGAGAAGUUUUCCCGGGAGAAGACGUUCCAGUUUUUGAUUUACUCGUGCUAGGGAUGGGACCGGAUGGGCACACUUGCUCCCUGUUUCCUUCACACCCUCUUUUGCAGGAGACGAAACUGCUGGUCGCACCCAUCAGUGACUCCCCCAAACCUCCGCCAGAGAGAAUCACGCUCACUCUGCCCGUGAUCAACGCAGCCAGAUGCGUGAUGUUCAUCAGUAUGGGCGAGAGCAAGGCGGCGAUACUCAAGCAAGUACUGGAGGGCCAUGAGGAGCACCCCCUUCCUGCAGCCCUGGUGCAGCCCAGUAACGGGGAGCUGCUAUGGCUUCUGGACAAAGCAGCGGCCAGCCAGCUCAAGUCAGCACUGUGACGUCUGCAUCCUGCAGAGACUGACACGAUUCGGGGUGUCUACCGCUGGGCAGCCCACGAGACGCAUGCAUGUGGUUUCCGUUACAUCAGGGUCUUCAGCCGAGUUGACACAUAGGUUAUAUAGAAGAUUUCUGGGCUGUUCUUGGAGGCUAAUGGCAAUAUCAGAGCGCUAGGACAACAACACUACUAAGGUCUUUGAUUUAAAUAUGGUCAACCACACGAGGUUCUCAAGAGAUGCAUGUGAGUAGUUGUGGAGGGCAUGUGAAUAGUGACACUCAGUUCUAGGCAUUUUGCGCAUGAAACAGCACAAAUGUGCAUUUUUAUUUCUCCUUAUUUAGUAACUUCUGUCAUCGGCAGUUGUGAAUUGCUAUGGCUAGUUACAUUAAACAUAUGGGCUAUGCCCAUUAGAUGACGCUGCUUUAGAUUACAAACCGAGUGUAAAUGUAGCUGAUGGUGUUUUAUGCAACAGGCUACUGAAUGAAAAAAAGGAAUCGGAUAGCAGGCUUUGGGAUUACACACUGCAUUUGUGUAGCAGUCUGCAUGUUUGCAGGUGACUGCAACUCCAAGCUGAUUUUUAUUAAACCAAAAAUGCCAAGGUGAACUCCAAAGGGUAUUUUUUGUAAAAGUCAUAGGAGCUGCAUUCAUAUGUUGACGAAAACACAUUGCCAAUAUGCCGCCCAUUGUGAGUAAGUGGAGACAUUGCGCAACUUCAGAAAUUGGUUGACGAGGAACAUUCUUCAGUGUGUGCGCCGAGGUCCUGUGUGUGCAUAGGAAUUGUGCGCUCAUACAAAAAACUAACACCGUAAUGCUUUCAUUGUGGAUGCUUUCUAAGUGUUGGAAAGGCCCAAUACAAAUGUUCAUCAUUCUAUUGACGAUUAAAUAAUGUUUAAUAUUUCUGUGUCAACAGAGAAGUGGGCACCAGCACAGAUUCAAAACAGAGAAAAUUGUUAUUUUAUUGUCAUCUAAUUAUCAUAGCAAAUUACAGUAAAUGUAUCAUUUACUCCACUAUAAAAAUGUAGAUUAUGAAGAUAUCAGUUUUCAAAAUUCUUAUUUCAUCUAUGUUGAUAUUUUUUACAUAUCUUGCCGAAUCACAUUUGUCAUGGCGACUUGAAUGUUGUCUUUGGACCAGGUCUUUUAAGGAGAGAUAUGCUGAGGUUUUUCAAAUGAUUUACAAAUACUGUACUUGAAUUGCUCUUAAAAUCAAACUGGUACAGUACUCUUGCGAUUCCUGAGGUUUUAGUUUUGUGAAAUACACAAUCAGUUUUAGUAUUGAUCAUGUGAAAUGCACUAUGGAUGUUGAUUUUUGUUAAUAUAAUAAAAGUGCAGAAUUAAA
Messenger RNA from Lethenteron reissneri (Far Eastern brook lamprey), 2271 nucleotides. It is a transcript of the gene PGLS, whose product is annotated as 6-phosphogluconolactonase. The record is from RefSeq and is a predicted model, not a curated record. Gene Ontology annotation, biological process: pentose-phosphate shunt; carbohydrate metabolic process. Gene Ontology annotation, molecular function: 6-phosphogluconolactonase activity. Lineage: Eukaryota; Metazoa; Chordata; Hyperoartia; Petromyzontiformes; Petromyzontidae.